Molecule: messenger RNA, 2658 nt
Organism: Rotaria sp. Silwood2
Lineage: Eukaryota; Metazoa; Rotifera; Eurotatoria; Philodinida; Philodinidae
Source: the annotation of a GenBank genome assembly
AUGUCUGCUAGCGAAACAGAUACAGUGAAACUCGAUUGUUUAGCUCGUUAUAUCAAGAAAAGUAUGAGGAACUCAUCAAGUUAUCUUUCGUUUGGCACACUUUUGCAGGAUGUUGGUGAAUAUGAUCAAGCAGAAAGAUUCUAUGAAUCAUUGUUAAAUGAACUUCCGUCAAAGCACCAAGAUAUUGCAGCUAUUUAUGCAAGUUUAGGAUCAACAAUUGUUAAAACACAAAAGAAUCUUCAACUAGCAUUUUAUUAUUUGAGACAAUCACUCGCACUACAAAUGAAAGUAUUCCCAGAGAAUCUUCUACUCCCUGAGACUCUAGCGAGUAUUGCCGCAAUUUUGGUCGAACAUCAACAAUAUCAAUUAGGACUCGAUUGUUAUCAACUCAUUCUGACAAUCUACAACAGUGUCGAACCGAAAAAACAUUCUAUAGUUCUCUUAAGGCAUGCCCGUGUUUACAAUAAUAUCGGAUACAUUUAUUCUAAACUGAGAAAAUUUUCUUUUGCAUUGAAAUGCUACAAAGUGUCCCAUAAAAUCGAAAAAACACUGUUGCCAUCUAAUCAUCCAACAAUCGCUACUGGAUUGAAUAAUAUUGCUGCAAUUUAUUUGAUGAAACAGAAUUUUCAAUUAGCAGACAAAUAUUUUCAACAAGCAAACGAGAUUCGUCAAACAUCUCUACCAUUUGAGCAUCAUCCGGAACUCAUACAAAUGUACAAUAACAUUGGAGUAGCUCAGUAUGAACGAAAAAAUUUUGAUCAAGCAUUAAUUCUUUUCCAUAAAGCUUGGGAAAUUCAACUGAAAUGUUUGCCGCCUGUUCAUACACAAACUGCCAUACUUUAUAACAGCUUGGAACACACGUAUCUUGGUAAAAAUAACUAUUACGAAGCUCUGCAAAUGUAUAAAAAAGCAUUAGAGAUUGGUCAACAAUGUUGGCCAUCGACUCAUCCCGAAAUUAGCCAAGCACAUGGCAAUAUCGGCAAUAUUUGUCGACUUUUGAAAGAUUAUACAAGAGCAUUGAACAGCUGUGAAAAAGCGCUGGAGAUUGCACACAGCAGCUUACCAUUAGACCAUCCUGAUCUAGCAGAAGCUUAUAAAAAUCUUGCACAAGUCUACAGUGAUACUGAUGAUCAUUCGAUGUCUUUAGCUAAUUUUCUCAAAGCACUUGACAUUUAUACCAAAAAAUCACCAAUGAAUCCAUUUCAACUAGGUGUUUUGUAUGAGAAGAUUGGCGUCAAAUAUAAUGAAGUAGAUCAGUAUCAAGAAGCAUUAAAUUAUUUACAAAAAACCUUGAAUAUAUUUCAAUUAUUUCAUGAAGAUGAAUCAUUAUUGACAAUAUUAUUUUUUAGCCUUGGUCGCGCUUAUUAUCAGAACAGUGACUAUGACAAUGUUUUACAAUACAUGGAAAAAUGUCUUCAUUAUGAGUUAUUGUCCAUACCGAAAGAAAUUAAUAAAGAAACAACUACUAAAGAAUUUCUUGUACUUGAUUGGACUGCUAGACAUCAUACAUUUAAAGAACAAAAUCUUAUUAAUUGUAAUUUUUCUCAUAUUAAUCGCGAUUAUUGUAAAUCAACAUUUAAUUCCAUAAAAAAUAAAACUCUUCGUUUACAUCUAAUUGAACGAUGUACUCUUCUAUCACGACUUAUUGUUCGUUGGACAUAUGAUCAAUCAUAUUUACAACAAGCUGAUCUUAUUGCAUAUCAUUCUAUGCAUAUGCCACUAUAUGAUUUACCAGUAUUAGUACGUAAUGAUCAUCAACAACAAUUUUCUAUGGUUUAUGUACUUGAAAGUGAAGUUCAUUCAAAAAAUGGUGAACAUUGGCAUAAAAUUGAUUUUCCAAUGUGGUAUAAUCUCGAACGUUCAUAUCCAGAACCAGCUACUUAUUUUAAUCUUGAAACAUAUCUUGAUCAAUUAUUUGCACCUGUAAAAAUACCUUUUUCAAGCAAAAUAACAUCUGCCCCAAUCGUUUGGGUUAUAUCAAAUUGUCGUGCUUAUAAUGCUCGUCAAACAUUCAUUCAUGAAUUAAUGUCUCAUAUUCGUAUUGAUUCAUAUGGUCAAUGUCUUAAUAAUAUCAAAUCAAAUGAUAUAAGAGCACGUCAACAAUCAAAUUCUAAUUUAUACUCAUCAUAUAAAUUUGUUAUUGCUAUUGAAAAUUCAAAUUGUGAAGAUUAUGUUACAGAAAAAUUAAUUGAUGUAUUAUCAUCAGCAUCAAUACCAAUUAUUGCUAGUCGUAAUGGAACACCAGAUUAUACACGUUUUGCACCUAAAUAUUCCUAUAUUAAUAUAUAUGAUUAUAAAUCAAUAAAAGAUUUAGCUAAUUAUUUAAAUUAUUUAUCAACAAAUGAAACUGCUUAUAAUGAAUAUCUUUGGUUUAGAAAAUUACCAAUUAAUAAAUAUACGUCAUCUAGUGCUAUCAAACGAACAUUAGCUGAAAAACUUCAUUUGGCAGAUGAAAUUCUCGGUGCAGAUGCGCCAAUGCGUAAAUGGUUAUUAAGUAAAGAAACUAGUGUUAAUAAAUAUUGUAAAUUAGCACAAUUUAUUUAUACAAACCAUUGGGAACCGAUAUACAAACGAAAUAAAAUUAAUCGUCCAGAACCUAAUGAAGUUUGUUUACCUCAAAAUGAUCUAGCUUCUUAUUUUGUAUUGACUCCUAUAUAA